Cercocebus atys (sooty mangabey) is the source of this 1418-nucleotide messenger RNA. It is a transcript of the gene PLGRKT, whose product is annotated as plasminogen receptor, C-terminal lysine transmembrane protein. Lineage: Eukaryota; Metazoa; Chordata; Mammalia; Primates; Cercopithecidae. Gene Ontology annotation, cellular component: plasma membrane. The transcript is spliced from 8 exons. Bases 665 to 1144 code for a protein of 159 amino acids. The record is from RefSeq and is a predicted model, not a curated record. Gene Ontology annotation, biological process: positive regulation of plasminogen activation.
CUGGAGGAAGUUAGACGCCUUCCCACCGCUGUGGUGGUCAGCGGGGACUUUCCUGAAGGCCAGAGACUGGUGACGUUCAUGCUAUUUUUCCAAGCCAUUUGGUAGCAAAGAACAGAGUGCCAAUGAUUCAAGUAUUCUCUCAGGCUGGGAGACUUGGCUUAUUCAAGAUGGAAAUUGCUGGUGAGGCUGAGACAAGAUUGACAUCUCUCAGAGCAGCAGGGGAGAAAGACGGCUCUGUUCAAAAGAGAAUGGCUGAGUCGCCGCGGUUUUGAAUUUGCCUCUUCUGACCUUCCCCUCCCACCUCCGGUAACACUGAGCCUGGCCCGGAAGGACACACCCUGCUUCUGGCGGACGUGCUGGCCCUUUAAAGAAGCCGAGGGCUGCGCGAACUUGGCUGAGGCGCGUCAUCUACUGUGGCUCGGCGCCAAUCCCGACGCUGGGCGGAGCGAGGCCCGCUCCCUGCCGCGGGCUAAAGGAGCCCGGGCCUGGAGGCCUCUGCACCGGUCGCCUGGUCCCGGAACCAGCGCCGCCCAGUGUGGUUCCCAUAAGGAAGCUCUUCUUCCUGCUUGGCUUCCACCUUUAACCCUUCUACCUGGGAGCGUCCUGUAACACAUUCAGACUACAAGUCCAGACCCAAGAGAGCAAGGCCCAGAAAGUGGUCAAAAUGGGGUUUAUAUUUUCAAAAUCUAUGAAUGAAAGCAUGAAAAAUCAAAGGGAGUUCAUGCUUAUGAGUGCUCGACUUCAGUAUCCAGUCAAAAUACUGUUUUCAGAAGUUAAUAAGCUGGAAAGGCAGCUCAUCAUGCAGAGUGAAAUGAGGGAAAGACAAAUGGCUAUGCAGAUCGCGUGGUCUCGGGAAUUCCUCAAAUAUUUUGGAACUUUUUUUGGCUUUGCAGCCAUCUCUUUAACAGCUGGAGCGAUUAAAAAAAAGAAGCCAGCCUUCCUGGUCCCAAUUGUUCCAUUAAGCUUUAUCCUCACCUACCAGUAUGACUUGGGCUAUGGAACCCUUUUAGAAAGAAUGAAAGGUGAAGCUGAGGACAUACUGGAAACAGAAAAGAGUAAAUUGCAGCUGCCAAGAGGAAUGAUCACUUUUGAAAGCAUUGAAAAAGCCAGAAAGGAACAGAGUAAAUUCUUCAUAGACAAGUGAAAUCCUGUUUAGCAAUCAAAUCUCAAAGCACAGAAUUGUUGACUUGAAUCAUGGUUUUUACAAUUUUUUAAAUGCUCAAGAUUUUGAUAUUGUAGAUUUUAUUUUAAAAUAUUAAAAUGCAAGAUGAGUUUUGAGCUAUUUUAAAAUAAAAUUUAUAGCAUUCAAUACAAAAUCAAGGAGGUGCUCUAAAUAACUUUCAGAUUUCCUCUCUCUGUGUGCAUUACCAAUAUCUAAGUGUAAAAUUAAUAAAUUGUUUUGAAUUCCUGGAAGCAAA